Molecule: messenger RNA, 423 nt
Organism: Peronospora belbahrii
Lineage: Eukaryota; Oomycota; Peronosporomycetes; Peronosporales; Peronosporaceae
Source: the annotation of a GenBank genome assembly
AUGGACUCGAUCCCACGCUUGCGCUGGUGCUCUAAGACCAAUCGUUUUCACUACAACAUACCCGUGGCAGCUGAACCAGGUGACAACGGAUUCGUGCUGCUACAGGAAUUUGAGCACGCGGGCUCGCUCCGAUUGCUAAAGCUACCGACUAAGGAACUUCAUCACGUGGAACAGAUGGAACGUAUCAAUCAUCUUAUACAUGACGUUGAGAAUGCAGUGCAUCUACACCAGUCGGUGAAGAUGCUAGAGCAGAAGCGUAAACAUCACGACGAGUAUCAUGAACGUGUGGCCAAGGACGAUGAAGAGCGGCCACAAAUUCUUAAACAAUGGGGCGCUUUUUGCCAGCGUCAGCCGCAUAAGCGCUCCUUUGAGGGCCAACGACAGAAGCCCACGCGCAUGGGCCGUGUUCACCAGCCCAAAUAA